Messenger RNA from Oryzias latipes (Japanese medaka), 1419 nucleotides. RefSeq names its product olfactory receptor 1. The record is from RefSeq and is a predicted model, not a curated record. Lineage: Eukaryota; Metazoa; Chordata; Actinopteri; Beloniformes; Adrianichthyidae. Gene Ontology annotation, biological process: detection of chemical stimulus involved in sensory perception of smell; G protein-coupled receptor signaling pathway. Gene Ontology annotation, cellular component: membrane. Gene Ontology annotation, molecular function: odorant binding; olfactory receptor activity; G protein-coupled receptor activity.
AUGGACCUUUUUAACUCUGCUUUAGGAAAAAACAUCACCUUUGUGCGACCUGCAUAUUUCAUUGUCAGAGGAUUCAUUGGUAUACCAAAUGUUGAUUAUUACUAUAUCUUUCUAUUAUUUGUCUAUAUUGUUUCCGUGGCGGGAAACACAACUGUGAUGGCUCUGAUUUAUCUGGAUCACAAUCUGAAGACUGCCAAGUAUGUAGCGGUUUUUAACCUUGCCUUUGUGGAUUUGUUGGGGAGCACAGCUCUUGUUCCAAAGGUCAUCGAUAUCUUUUUGUUUGAUCACUACUAUGUUCCAUACAAUGAGUGUAUGACAUUCUUAUUUUUCUGCUUUACCUGUCUGUCAAUGCAGGCUCUUAACCUAGUUGCUCUUUGCUAUGAUCGCCUGGUUGCUAUCAUGUUUCCUCUGCACUAUCAAGUCAGAGUCACACACAAGAUCAUGCUUUCGAUUGUUUUCUUUUUUUGGCUCUUUGUCAUAACAGCUGUUUUAAUUACUGUUGGUCUUUUAACAAGACUUUCCUUCUGCGAUUCACUUGUAAUCAACAGUUAUUUCUGUGACCAUGGCCAAAUCUAUAAGCUUGCGUGCAAUGACAACACUCCCAGUUUAAUAAUAGGAAAUCUGCUGAUCGCUAUUAUUCUGUGGGUUCCUCUUGUAAUUAUCAUGUCUAGUUAUGUUUGUAUUGGUCACACUCUGGUAAAGAUUUCUACAGCUCAUGAAAGGGUCAAAGCCUUGAAAACAUGUACAGCUCAUCUUUCAUUGGUUGCAAUCUAUUUUAUACCAAUUUUAAUCACUUUCACAAUGAGAGCAAACAUACAUCCAAAUGCCAGGAUCAUAAACCUCUCUCUGACCUCUGUUUUCCCUCCAAUGCUAAACCCAAUCAUUUAUGUUCUACAGACACAAGAAAUCAGAGCAUCACUCAGAAAACUGUUUAAAAUCAGAAAGCAGUCAAGGGUUAUUGGGAAGUAGUUUGUGUAAUAAAAAGUCAAACUAAUCUUUUGCUGUAGAUAUUUGAACAUUAUUUUAAAGCAAGUAUCAUUCAUUUAUUCUAAAGAUAUUUAUCUUAAAAAGCUGUCUAGUAAUAGAUGAGUUAUGACUAUUUUAUAUAAAGGUUUCUAAGCUUUGUAACUUAAGGAACAGAAGACAGCAUCAAUACUAAAGAAGUCUGUAAAUGUUUAAAAUAAACAUUUUUGAGAAGGCACAGCUUUUCUUGUAAUUGAUAUUGAUCAUUUAAACAUGUAAGUGUUAUGUUAUCCAAACUCAUGUAGUUAAUUCUCAAUGUAGCUAAAACAAGCAGAUUUUUUUAAAAUUACUUUACCCUGACUAAUUGGAUUUGGAGGUUUAAUUUUUUUAAUUGGUGCAACAAUGCAUACUAUGCAUCUUUGUGUUACUACUGAUGUGUCAUGUCUUAAGCUCAUC